UAGGGCCUGGGCAUGUCCCAGAAGCCCCAACGCCGGGGAAGGGUUUGCAGCUGCUCCGUCAUCGUGCGCCAGGACGCGAGCCCGCGCGCGCGCACAGGCCCCGUCCGGCGCCCCCGGUCCCCGGCGCGAGCGCUCACGAGAGGCCCCGGCUCCGGCCCCCCAGACUAGGCCGCGCCCCGGGACUCCGGGCGCCAUGAAGCAAGAGGGCUCAGCGCGGCGCCGAGGCGCCGACAAGGCGAAGCAGCCGCCCGGAGGAGGAGAGCAAGAGCCGCCGCCGCCUCCGCCGCCGCCGCCUCCCCCGGCCGCCCCCCUGGAUGUGGAGAUGAAGGAGGAGGCGGCGGCGGCGGCGGCCGGCGGAGCAGCCGGGGAAGGCGAGGGCAAAGUGGCCUUGGCAGAGCGCUCCCAGCGGGAGCUGGACACAGUCACCUUGGAGGACAUCAAGGAGCAUGUGAAGCAGCUAGAGAAGGCUGUGUCAGGCAAGGAGCCCCGCUUUGUACUAAGGGCCCUUCGGAUGCUACCUUCCACUUCACGCCGUCUCAACCCGUAUGUUCUCUACAAAGCUGUUCUUGGCUUUUUCACCUCCUGUAAUGCCACCCGUGAUUUCUUAGUUGCCUUCUUGGAAGAGCCCAUGGAUACAGAAGCAGAUUUGCAGUUCCGUCCCAGGACAGGAAAAGCUGCCUCAGCCCCUCUCUUACCUGAGGUGGAGGCAUAUCUCCAGCUUCUCAUGGUCAUCUACCUGAUGAACAGCAAGCGCUACAAAGAGGCACAAAGGGUUUCUGAUGACCUCAUGCAGAAAAUCAGUACCCAGAACCGCCGAGCCCUGGACCUGGUGGCAGCAAAGUGUUAUUAUUACCAUGCCCGUGUCUAUGAGUUCUUAGACAAGCUGGAUGUGGUACGCAGCUUCCUACAUGCCAGGUUACGGACAGCCACCCUUAGGCAUGAUGCAGAUGGCCAGGCCACUCUGCUUAACCUCCUGUUGCGAAACUACCUGCAUUACAGCCUGUAUGACCAGGCCGAGAAAUUGGUGUCCAAGUCUGUGUUUCCUGAGCAAGCCAACAACAAUGAGUGGGCAAGGUACCUCUACUACACAGGGCGAAUCAAAGCCAUCCAGCUGGAAUACUCGGAGGCCCGAAGAACGAUGACCAAUGCUUUGCGCAAGGCCCCCCAACACACAGCUGUUGGCUUCAAGCAGACAGUGCACAAGCUGCUCAUUGUCGUGGAGCUACUGCUAGGGGAGAUCCCAGACAGACUACAGUUCCGUCAGCCCUCUCUCAAGCGUUCCCUCAUGCCCUACUUUCUUCUGACCCAAGCUGUCAGGACAGGAAACCUAGCCAAGUUCAACCUGGUCCUGGAUCAGUUUGGAGAAAAGUUUCAGGCAGAUGGGACCUACACCUUGAUCAUACGACUGCGACACAAUGUAAUUAAAACAGGUGUGCGUAUGAUCAGCCUCUCCUACUCCCGAAUCUCCCUGGCUGACAUUGCCCAGAAGCUGCAGCUGGAUAGCCCAGAAGAUGCAGAGUUCAUUGUUGCCAAGGCCAUCCGAGAUGGUGUCAUAGAGGCUAGCAUCAACCAUGAAAAGGGUUAUGUCCAGUCCAAGGAGAUGAUCGACAUUUAUUCCACCCGAGAGCCUCAGUUGGCCUUCCACCAGCGCAUCUCCUUCUGCCUAGACAUCCACAAUAUGUCUGUCAAGGCCAUGAGGUUCCCUCCCAAAUCUUACAACAAGGACCUUGAGUCUGCAGAGGAGCGGCGUGAGCGAGAGCAGCAGGAUCUGGAGUUUGCUAAGGAGAUGGCCGAAGAUGAUGAUGACAGCUUCCCUUGAACAGGGCGGCUGGGGAGGGGUAGGGGUGAGUGGGGGCUGGCUCUGCGUCUUCCCCCCUGGGGCCCCCCUUUUCCAGAGAGCCUCCUCCCCCACAGUGUCUCACAGACUGUGCAUGUGCAGGGGUGGGGGACAGGGACUGACCCCCACCCGACCACGGGGCCUCUCUCCAGCCGGUGGCUCGGCAGGUGGAGGGCAGGCAGGCAGGCAGGCUCCCCAGGGCAGGGUCCUGGCCAGCAGGAUAGGAGGGGGCAACCCCAUGUUCUCCUCUGGGGAGAGGGGGUAUGGGAGUGGGACACGUUGGGUUGUAUGUUUUUUGAAGCUUCAAUUAUGACUUUUAAACAAUAAAAAGUUCUCCAAA
Trichosurus vulpecula (common brushtail) is the source of this 2177-nucleotide messenger RNA. It is a transcript of the gene PSMD3, whose product is annotated as proteasome 26S subunit, non-ATPase 3. Bases 194 to 1819 code for a protein of 541 amino acids. Gene Ontology annotation, molecular function: protein binding; enzyme regulator activity. The record is from RefSeq and is a predicted model, not a curated record. Gene Ontology annotation, cellular component: proteasome regulatory particle, lid subcomplex; proteasome complex. Gene Ontology annotation, biological process: regulation of protein catabolic process; ubiquitin-dependent protein catabolic process. NCBI's taxonomy places the organism in Eukaryota, Metazoa, Chordata, Mammalia, Diprotodontia, Phalangeridae. The transcript has 12 exons.